This is a messenger RNA of Orycteropus afer afer, 1260 nucleotides long. RefSeq names its product calponin 2 (gene CNN2). Gene Ontology annotation, molecular function: actin binding. Gene Ontology annotation, biological process: actomyosin structure organization. The record is from RefSeq and is a predicted model, not a curated record. NCBI's taxonomy places the organism in Eukaryota, Metazoa, Chordata, Mammalia, Tubulidentata, Orycteropodidae.
AGCAGGGAGAAGGCUAGAGUGCCCAGGCUUGGCAGUCCAGAAUCCCUGUCCCUUCCUGCCUCAGUUUCCCGUCGCUGCAAAGGGGAUGAGGGCCCCCUCGUGGCCGCAGGUGACGGGGUGCUCCGCCCCGGUGGAGGUCGGGGUGGCUGAGGGGGCUCAGGAAGUCGCGGCCGCAGGAAUUCGGCGCUUCCCAGCCUUAUAAGGACAAGUGCACUCUGGGCCAAUCAGCGGCGGGGGGCGUGGCGCCCGGCCGGGUCCCAGCCCCGCGCCCGCCGGCGGUGCGUCCCGUCCAGCCCAGUCCGCGCGCGCCGCCGGCCGCCGCCAGCCAUGAGCUCCACGCAGUUCAACAAGGGGCCCUCGUAUGGGCUCUCGGCCGAGGUCAAGAAUCGGCUCCUGUCCAAAUAUGACCCCCAGAAGGAGGCAGAGCUCCGCAGCUGGAUCGAGGAACUCACGGGUCUCUCCAUCGGCCCCGACUUCCAGAAGGGACUGAAAGACGGCAUCGUCUUGUGCACACUCAUGAAUAAGCUGCAGCCAGGCUCGGUCCCCAAGAUCAACCGCUCCAUGCAGAACUGGCACCAGCUGGAAAACCUCUCCAACUUCAUCAAGGCCAUGGUCAGGUAUGGCAUGAACCCCGUGGACCUGUUCGAGGCCAACGACCUGUUUGAGAGUGGGAACAUGACCCAGGUGCAGGUGUCUCUUCUUGCCCUGGCAGGGAAGGCUAAGACAAAGGGGCUGCAGAGUGGUGUGGACAUUGGCGUCAAAUACUCGGAGAAGCAGGAGCGGAACUUUGACGAUGCCACCAUGAAGGCGGGCCAGUGUGUCAUCGGGCUCCAGAUGGGCACCAACAAAUGUGCCAGCCAGUCGGGCAUGACGGCCUACGGCAUGAGGCGCCACCUCUACGACCCCAAGAACCACAUCCUGCCGCCCAUGGAUCACUCCACCAUCAGCCUCCAGAUGGGCACCAACAAGUGCGCCAGCCAGGUGGGCAUGACAGCUCCAGGGACCCGGCGGCACAUCUACGACACCAAGCUGGGCACAGACAAGUGUGACAACUCCUCCAUGUCCCUGCAGAUGGGCUACACGCAGGGUGCCAACCAGAGUGGCCAGGUGUUUGGCCUGGGCCGGCAGAUCUAUGACCCCAAGUACUGCCCGCAAGGCCCAGCGGCAGAUGAGGCCGCAGCAAGUGCCGGCGACAGCCCAGGCCCUGGGGAGGCCCCUGAGUUCCCCCCCUACUACCAGAAGGAGGUGGACUACUGAGGC